This is a messenger RNA of Brassica napus (rape), 2601 nucleotides long. RefSeq lists its product as uncharacterized. The coding region runs from base 1 to 2601 and encodes 866 amino acids. The transcript has 2 exons. The record is from RefSeq and is a predicted model, not a curated record. Gene Ontology annotation, molecular function: zinc ion binding. NCBI's taxonomy places the organism in Eukaryota, Viridiplantae, Streptophyta, Magnoliopsida, Brassicales, Brassicaceae.
AUGAAGACAACAGUGGAUGACAUAACUUUGGCAAUGCUAGAAGAAAGGUUGUAUAAAAAGCUGUCGUUGAAUGAAAGGAAUGUAAAACUGGUGCUGAGGUACAUGCCGAUGGUGGUUGGAUGUGAGGCAGAGAUAACUAUUUGUGAUGAUGAGGAUUUGUUUGUUUACCUAAUAACAAUUGAUAAAGACAACCGUAGAAGUCUUUUGUUAGUGGAGGAGACGAGUGUAUCGGAUCAGUUAGAGGUGGUGUCCAGAGUGUGCAAAAAUUCUGUUGGUAUGAAUUACCAAGCGUUGCAGGGAAAUGAUGAUGAAGUCGGACCUAAAGCCCUGAUUCUGUACGUAGAAAACGGGGAGGCAGAUCAACAGAAGAAGCAGAUAGAGGUAGAGAAUGAUGACGAAAGAAGACAUGAUGAUUUUAUGGAUACAGACGCUGAGACAGAAACCGCAGCUGAGACGGAAACUGCAGCUGAGACAGAAACCGCAGCUGAGACGGAAACUGCAGCUGAGACGGAAACUGCAGCUGAGACUGAAACUGCAGCUGAGACAGAAACCGCUGCUGAGAAGGACACCACAGCUAAUAUGGAUGGCAGUGGUAAUAUGUAUGUUGAGCAGAUACCUUUAGUAAAAUGUAGUCAAGUUAUAGAGGAAUGGGGAGAUGCUAUGGAUCUGUACCUUCUGCAGGAAUUUUCAAACAAGAGAUCACUUCAAGAGGUGGUGGAUAGAGCUGCAUUUGGUUGCAGCUUUCGUUAUGUUAUUAAAAAAUCUGAUCGUAAACGGUUGGUGUUAAGAUGUUAUGAAGCAAACUGUAAAUGGGGAUUGCGAGCUGCGAGGAUUCGAGAGACGGAAUUUUUUUCUAUUAUGAGGUACUGGGGUGUGCAUACAUGCUCUCGGACUAAUCAAAGUAAUAGCUGCAACAGCAAGAGGAAAGGAUCUGCAGAAUUAGUUUCAACUUUUUUGAAUGAGGAAUAUCCUGGAAAACUGAUGACUCCUGUUCCGAGAGAUAUCAUAGACUUAAUUAAGUUAAGACUGGGUGUAUCGGUAUCUUACUCCACAGCCUUGAGAGGGAAAAAUCUAGCUAUGCGUGAGUUGCGUGGUAAUUCAGAAGACAGCUACAAGAUGUUGCCUAGCUACUUGUACAUGUUAGAGCAGGUUAAUUCCGGAACAACAAGAGAGGUGAAGUUGGAUGAGGCAGGUAAGUUCAAGUACCAUUUCAUAGCUUUAGGAGCUUGCAUUGAAGGGUUUAAGGCCAUGAGGAAAGUGAUUCUUGUGGAUGCUACAUUUUUGAAGAACGGAUAUGGUGGGGUACUAGUAUUUGCUAAAGCUCAAGAUCCUAAUCGUCACCAUUAUCCCCUCGCGUUUGCGGUACUUGACGGUGAGAAUAAUGCUAGUUGGACUUGGUUUUUCGAGAUGCUCAAAACUGUUAUGCCGGACUCUUCUGAAAUAGUUUUUAUGAGCGAUAGAAAUCAGAGCCUCAUCACUGCUGUAGCUAAUGUGUAUCCACAAUCUCACCAUGGCCAUUGUAUAUGGCAUCUAGCUCAGAAUGUGAGAAACCAUGCUUGUAACACCAUCAAAGCCGUAGUGGCAUGGAGAUUUAUGGAGUUGGCUAGGUAUUACACAAUGCCUGAGUUCGAGGCUGCUUAUGCAUCUUUUAAGGUGAGAUAUCCUUCAGCCUCCAAGUGUUUGGAGGAGAACACUAACAAAGCAACAUGGGCUAGGGUCUACUUUCCAGGUUGUAGAUACAACUUGGACACUAGCAACAGUAUGGAGUCGAUGAAUAGCGCGUUUAGGGACGCAAGGAGGUAUGCCUUGAUACCAUUAUUGGAUACAAUCAUCAAAAAAAUAUCUGACUGGUUUAAUGAACAUCGGAAGGACGCCGUGUCUGGAUCAAUUGAUACCAAACUGGUUCCUUUGGUUGAGAUCCAUUUGCACAACUUAUGGGCCAAAGCUGAGAAAACGCCAGUGCGUGAGCUGAAUAGUUAUGAUCUUGAGUACAAGGUAACCGACACUGACAAUGGGAAGGAUUAUUUGGUGAAUUUGAUAGCGAAGUCGUGUAGCUGCAAGGUAUUUGAUUAUGAAAAGUAUCCUUGUCGUCACGGACUUGCUGCUUACUUAUAUUUCUUUGAGGUUCCUGCUGCUAAUGGUCGUCGACGUGAGGUCAACAUAGAGUAUCAUCAGUUGUGCUCAAAGUAUUACUGGACAGAACUUUGGGCAAUGGCUUAUUACAGGACCAUUUAUUCUGUGCCGGACAAGUCUGAAUGGAUUGUACCAGAUCACAUCAAAGAGCUCCAGAUCAUACCUCCGAAAAAGCUGACGAGGAAGGGAAGGAAAAAGGUUAAUAGGAAUCCAUCAGUUGGUGAACGGCGUAAAAGGACACAAAACGAGAAAAAUGGAUGCAACUACUUCAAAUGGUUUGAUUGGUUUGAUGUAGAGGAUGGUACAGAAUGGCAAAAAAUGGCUUUGAUUGAAGCCUGGGAUGAGAUCCAAGAGAAGAGUAGGGUGAUCGAGCAGUUAAACCAAACCAUUGCAGAACUCACAAUUAAUUUGGAGAGGAUCCAACAAGAAGAGGAAAUUGUUAGAGACUUUCAAAAUCUCUAUGUUUAA